AUGGCCGCUCUCCUGCAGAAGAUCAUCGACCUCGUCACAGUGAAGCCAACGAGACCAUCACCCGAAACACCAGAUUGCCUCGAUGAAAAUGGCCAUGUCACCUUCUUGCCAGACGACCCGGCCAAUUCGAGGCAAUGGUCCUUCCGACUCAAGGCAUAUGUCACUGCGAUCAACAUGUUGAUGGUUUUCAACGCAUCGUUCGCAUCAUCAGCUCCUACAGCGAACAUCGUUGGCGUAUCGCAGCCUUUCGGCGUUUCCAGUGUCGCGGCCAAUCUGGUCACCACUCUCUUAUUGCUUGGAUACUGCGCAGGCCCACUCUUCUGGGCGCCCAUGUCGGAGCUAUACGGCAGGCGCUGGCUCUUCGUCGCUGGCAUGACUGGUAACUUCGCGUUCAUCUUCCUGUGUGCGUUUACCCCGACGUUCGGUGGCCUCCUUGUGGGUCGAUUCCUCUCAGGCGUUUUCGCCAGUGCUGCGCUCACGAUCGCCCCGGGUGUUGCCGCGGACCUGUGGGAUGCACUGCCGCGUGGGAACGUGGUCGCCAUAUUUCUUGUCGUUAUAUUUGCUGGUCCGGCUUGUGCGCCUGUGAGCUCGGGGUUCUUGGAGUUGAAGAAGGAUUGGAGGUGGACUUACUACCAGCUCCUUUGGCUGGCUGCGCUAUCCCUCCUUCUGAUCACGACUUGCCUAGAGACAUGCAUCCCACUUCUGCUUGCACGGAAAGCUCGUCGGAUGCAGAAAUUACCUGGCUACGAGCAUGCCAGGCCACCAUCAUCAAUGGAGAACCUCACACCCCGUCGGGUGUUCCGGAUCGCAUUGACAAGACCAUGGAUCAUGUUGAUCGACCCGCUGUGCUUAUGGACAACGAUAUACAUGUCUUUCAUCUACAUGCUCGAGUACAUGCUAUUCUCAAUCUACCCGGAAAUAUUCCAAAAGAAACGACAUUGGAACUCAGGUGUUGGUGAGCUGCCUUUUCUUGGGAUGGUUCUCGGAAGCUGCGUUGCUGCCACCAUCAUCUUUGUGGAGACUGCGAUCAUGGAGAAGAGGAAGAAGCAUGGGAAGAGUAAAGGAUACAGACCCGAGGGAAGGAUGCGGAUCGGCAUGAUUGGAGCGGUCACUUUCGCUGCUGGUAUCUAUUGGAUCGCCUGGACAGGCGAGUACACCUCAAUUCACUGGAUUGUGCCCACCAUCGCAGGUGUCGUCCUCUCCGCCGCCAUAGUACUCCUCUUCUUCGCAAUCUUCAACUACCUCAUCGAUGCUUACCUCAUGUUCGCAGCGAGCGCUGUGACAGCCAACACCAUCUGUCGCUCAGCCCUAGCAGCGGCGUCGCCACCUUUCACCCCUCAAAUUUUCGAUGCGAUGGGCGUUGGCGGAGCCGGAAGCUUGCUCGCAGGGUGUGCAACUAUCUUGGCACCGAUACCGUUCGUAUUCUAUCGUUAUGGCGAGGCUUUGAGAAUGAAGAGCGAACAUGCAUCGGUGUCGGCUGAGAUGGCCAAGGUGGUGGCAAGAGCUAGUAGAGAUAGUGGGCACGAUGGCGGAGGCGAUGAGAUGGAGCAUGAGAUGGAGGAAGGGAGCGAGGCAGAUGAGGAGAUGAAGGUCGGCAACAUGGGUAGGUAG
Molecule: messenger RNA, 1611 nt
Organism: Fulvia fulva
Lineage: Eukaryota; Fungi; Ascomycota; Dothideomycetes; Mycosphaerellales; Mycosphaerellaceae
Exons: 4
Coding region: 1-1611 (536 amino acids)
Biological process (GO): transmembrane transport
Molecular function (GO): transmembrane transporter activity
Source: RefSeq, a predicted model, not a curated record